This is a messenger RNA of Penicillium argentinense, 300 nucleotides long. RefSeq lists its product as uncharacterized. The record is from RefSeq and is a predicted model, not a curated record. Gene Ontology annotation, biological process: aromatic amino acid catabolic process; L-tyrosine biosynthetic process. Gene Ontology annotation, molecular function: aromatic-amino-acid:2-oxoglutarate transaminase activity; L-2-aminoadipate:2-oxoglutarate transaminase activity. Lineage: Eukaryota; Fungi; Ascomycota; Eurotiomycetes; Eurotiales; Aspergillaceae. Bases 1 to 300 code for a protein of 99 amino acids. The transcript is spliced from 2 exons.
AUGGUUCCCAAUGUUCAGAACCUGGCGGUACGACUUGCUCAUCGUGGAAGACGAGUCGUGCUAUUAUUUGCAGCUGUUCGAAUACGAGAAAGGGGUUUUAGGAAUGCACCUCAGGGCCAGGAGCUUAUCCCCUCAAACUUGAGUCUUGACGUGGAUGGACGGGUCCUUCGCAUGAACUCCUUAUCCAAAAUUCUUGCGUCGGGUGCAAGGAUAGGAUGGGUGACAGCCUCGCAUCGGGUCAUUCAAAAGUUUGUUCGACAGAACGAAACUUCAUCUCAGCAUCCAAGUGGAUUUUUCUAG